Molecule: messenger RNA, 4125 nt
Organism: Suillus subalutaceus
Lineage: Eukaryota; Fungi; Basidiomycota; Agaricomycetes; Boletales; Suillaceae
Product: ABC-2 type transporter-domain-containing protein
Exons: 20
Coding region: 1-4125 (1374 amino acids)
Biological process (GO): transmembrane transport
Cellular component (GO): membrane
Molecular function (GO): ATP hydrolysis activity; ATP binding; ABC-type transporter activity
Source: RefSeq, a predicted model, not a curated record
AUGCUGACUCUCUUACACCGUCAAAAUGAAGGAAUCAAGGACCGCCAACUUAGUGUCAUGUUUAAGGACUUGCACGUCGUUGGUUUAGGUUCUCGUACUUCGCUCCAGCCCACCGUGAGCUCACCUUUCCAUCCCUCGACGUUUCUGCGCAAGAUAAGGGGGAUUUUCCAUCCGUCAAUUAGAGACAUUUUGUCUGGAUUCGACGGUAUGGUCUCUUCUGGCGAAAUGCUUUUGGUCCUUGGCCGACCCGGCUCCGGGUGCUCAACCUUCCUAAAGACACUCGCUAACCAACGUGGGGAGUAUCAUGCUGUUGAGGGUCAAGUUUUCUAUGAUUCAUUCACCCCAAAGGAGAUUCAUGACUCCUUCCGUGGCGAUGUCACUUACUGUCCGGAGGAUGAUAUCCAUUUCCCGACCCUGACGGUCAAACAAACGCUCUCUUUCGCUGUCAGAAACCGUACUCCCGCAACACGUCUUCUCGGUCAGACGCGCGAGGACUAUGUUGAGGAUACCGCCACGAUGCUAAUGAAAGUCCUUGGCCUCUACCGUUCUAAAAAUACCUUGGUUGGUAAUGCUGAGAUUCAAGGUAUUUCCGGCGGCGAGAGAAAGCGAGUUUCUAUUGCAGAAGCUUUAGGCUCUGCAGGCCCACUUGGUGCAUGGGACAAUCCCACUCGUGGAUUAGACUCCUCGACUGCCCUUGAGUUUGUCCGCACAUUACGUUCCAUAACAGAUAUCAAACGCAGAACGACAAUCGUCUCUCUCUACCAAGCGGGAGAGCAGUUAUAUGAUUUGUUUGACAAGGUCUGUGUUGUUGCGGAAGGCAAAAUGGCCUAUUUUGGUCCAGCAAAGUCAGCCAAAGGUUAUUUCAUCGAUAUGGGCUUCGAACCACAAUACAAUCAGCCUACCCCUGAUUUUUGGUUGCAGGUAGGGCAUUCGGUUACAGACGCGAACGGGAGGAAAAUUCGCCCUGGGUAUGAGAGUUUUGUCCCGCGGACGUCGGAGGACCUUGCUGGCCGUUUCAAAGCUUCCGACCUUGGUCGUCAAAAUCAGAAAAUGGUCGAAGAACACUGGGAACAAUGUGUUGGAAAUCACGAACGCAAGCAGGCGUAUCUGUCCAGCGUGGACGCUGAACAUACCACCACAUCUACUGUGUACAUGACUUCUAUCUCGCAGCAAGCCGCAACGGCCAUGAAGCGCCAGGUGCAAGUUAUUGCUGGUCACAAGUUAGAGCUCUUUGUACAACUGGGUUCCCAAAUCUUCCAAGCGGUAAUUUUGGGCACCGUCUUUCUGAACAUGCCAGAUAAUAUCUCGACCUAUUUCUCUCGUAGUGGUCUUCUGUUCUUCUCCCUAUUCUUCAAUGCUAUUACAUCUGUCGCAGAAGUCCCUGCGCUUUUCUCCCAGCGUCCUAUCGUGCUUCGCCACCAGAAAGCUGCGUUACACUAUCCUUUUGUUCAGAGCCUCGCGCACACUAUCGUCGAUAUACCCAUCACUUUCGUCGUUCAACUGGUUUUCGCUGCGAUCCUUUACUUCAUGGUUGGGUUGCAACGUUCGGCUGCACAAUUUUUCAUAUUUUACCUCUUUAUCUUCUUAAUGUCGCAAACCAUGAAGUCACUCUUUAGAGCCAUUACUGCAAGUUUCAGAUCUCGUCCUAACGCACUAACUGUUUGUGGUAUCUUCAUUCUCUUGAUGUCGUUCAAUGGUGGGUAUACAAUUCCUUGGCCAACUGCUCACACGGGCUUGCGGUGGAUCAUGUGGUUGAACCCUUUGUGGUGGGGGUUUGGCGCACUCAUCGUGAAUGAGUUUCAUACACUCGAUGGUGUUUGCUCCACUCUCAUCCCUCAGGGGCCUGGCUAUGAGAAUGUUUCGCUUGCAAACCAGGUUUGUAUAACAGUCGGGUCGCAGCCCGGGAAACUUCUCGUCGAUGGCAACAUUUAUGUUGGGUUGACGUAUGAUUUUUGGUACAGUCAACUUUGGAGGAACUUUGGUGUCCUUUGUGCCUUCUACCUUGGGGCGUCGGUUGUUCUCUUAAUUGCCACAGAACUCAAUACUUCGUCUGCUUUCAACAGCGCUGUCGUUCUCUUUAAGCGGGGUUCUAGUAUCGAUGAGAACGCCAAGGCCCUUGACGAGGAAAAGGCAGAUGCAGAGUGUCAUUCUGGACCCCACUCCGAUUCCUCGACUUUCGAUAGUCUGGAGAAGAACACCAUUGUCCUGGACCUCUUCACGUGGCAGCACCUGCAUUAUGAAGUCCCUAUUGAGCGAGGGAUGAAAUGCCUUCUUGAUGAUGUCUCGGGCUAUGUUGCCCCUGGGAAGCUCACCGCGUUGAUGGGUGAAUCUGGCGCUGGAAAGACAAUGCUUUUGAAUGUUCUUGCACAGCGCGUCAGUACUGGUGUAGUAAGUGGUGACCGAUUUGUGAACGGACAGCCGCUCCCUGUAGACUUCCAGGCACAGACUGGUUUCUGCCAACAACUCGACACUCAUCUUCCCGAAGCGACUGUUCGUGAAGCGCUUCUUUUCUCUGCUAAUCUCCGCCAGCCCCAGUCAGUCCCCCUCUCCGAAAAAGAAGCAUACGUUGACAAGUGCAUUCAAAUGUGUGGUCUAGAGGAGUACGCCGACGCUAUUGUCGGCUCUCUGGGAGUUGAGCACCGUAAACGCACCACCAUUGCAGUGGAACUCUCUGCCAAGCCCCAACUUCUACUCUUCUUGGAUGAGCCCACGUCUGGUCUUGACUCGCAAUCUGCCUGGGCUAUUGUGCAGUUUCUUCGUGAGCUUGCUGAUCAUGGUCAGGCCAUUCUCUGCACGAUUCAUCAACCUUCAGCGGAGCUCUUCCAGGUCUUCGAUAAAUUGCUGCUCCUUUGCAAGGGUGGGCAGACCGUCUACUUUGGCGACAUUGGCGAGAAUUCGUCGACUGCGCUGAACUACUUUGAGUGUAAUGGUGCUCCCCGCUGCGGUUCCGACGCCAACCCUGCGGAAUACAUGCUCGACGUAAUCGGCGCCGGAGCAGCUACAAUCUCCACCACUGAUUGGCACGAUGUAUGGAAGCGUUCAUCGGAAGCAAUGCAUCUCCAAAUUCAGAUCGAAGCGAUGCAUCAACAAGGUCGUACUCGCCCACAACGGCUCAGCGUCCAAUAUUCUGCUUUUGCCACCUCAUGGUUGUACCAGUUCACUGCGCUCACCCAACGAAAUUUCCAAGCAUACUGGCGCAAUCCUACGUAUAUUCACGCCAAGUUUGUGCUCAACAUCGCUGGCGGUCUCCUUGUGGGCUUUACGUUCUUCCGGGCAGAUGACUCUUUGCAGGGCACCCAAAACAAGCUGUUUUCAAUCUUCCUUGGCCUUGUGCUCAGUGUUUCCCUUGUCCAUCAACUCAUGGGCGUAUACAUUGAUAUUCGCACAGUGUACGAAAUCCGUGAACGUCCUAGUAGAAUGUAUCACUGGACUGCUCUCGUCAUGUCACAGCUUGUUGCUGAGCUUCCUUGGAACAUAACAAGUUCUGCGACGUUCUUUUUCUGUUCUUACUGGACCGUCGGAUACCCCAUCAACCGGGCAGGCUACACGUUUCUCAUGCUCUCUGUCGCCUUCCCGUUGUACUAUACGACGUUUGGACAAAGCAUCGCGUCCAUGGCGCCAACCGCUCCAGUUGCAUCCGUGUACUUCACAACUCUCGUCAUUUUUAUCAUGAUCUUUGAUGGCGUAGUCCAGCCAUUCAACCAGCUUAAUUGGUGGAAAUGGAUGUACAGGGUCUCUCCUUUCACAUACAUCAUCGAGGGUCUCCUUGGUCAAGCUGUUGGCGGGCAAUUGAUUAACUGCUCUUCCACUGAACUUGUCUCUGUCAAUCCACCGAAGGGUUUGAGGUGUGGCAACUACUUGGGUCCCUUCAUCGAAUUCGCCGGCGGCUACCUCACGAAUCCCGAAGCUGCAGAGGGCUGCCAGUACUGUCCCGCCAGGACCACUGACCAGUUCUUGUACUCGAGGUUCAACAUUAAAUACAGUAAUCACUGGCGCAACCUGGCCAUCGUCUUUGGAUUCGUUGCGUUUAAUAUUGUCGCUACUUUUUGGUUCACAUAUUUCAUGCGCAUUCGUACUGUUAGCGUGUUCACUUCGCUCAGGCAGAGGUUAACUCGUCGCAAGUAG